AAUUUGUGUCACGGCGCAGGCGUUUCUUUGGACAGGGGUCUUUAUCAAACGUAUACAGAAGCGACAGACUGAGAUUAAUAAUGGGAGAUGCUAGUGCCAGCAAUGGGGACGGUGCCGGAGACAGAAAGUCACCUUAUUUUGAGGAAUUCCAACACGAAGAGAUGUCACCAGGGCCGGAGGAACAAUUGAAACGCAAGAAUUUCGGAUGUUGCCACUGGGAGGGAUUUGGUCCGCGCCAAUUCGGCAUAUUCGCCGUGGUCAACUUAUGCGACUACGUGACGGCAUGGACGAUCAUGAUUCCAAUCUUUAUUGGGACACACCCUACCUGGAAGUGUCCGUCACCCUCCAUCGCCAGUUACAACGCCACGGGGCUCACUCCAACGGCAGCGGUGGCGGGAGACGAUGUGGUACGCAGCACGUGGACUACAGCGACCACGGAUGGGUUGAACGUGACGGGGAAUGGGACGGCGAUGGGUUACCUACAGAACGCGUGUGGGGCUGAUGGGUUGAUAUGCCCAGGCUAUAGAUAUGCGGAUAGGUCUCAUUCCAUUAUAUCAGAGUGGAAUCUGGUUUGCAAUCUUGACGGUAUAAGCGACCUGAUAACGUCAAUACAGAUGGCGGGGAUUGCGGUGGGGGCGGUCCUGAUCAGUCAGCUGGCAGAUACAUUUGGCCGGAAGCCGGUCUGGUUUACCACUAUCACGGUGAACGCGGUGGUCGGUUUCGCCAGUGCUUUCGCACCCCGUUGGGAGGUUUACGCCGCUAUACGUUUCUUCAGUGGAAUAUGCGCUGGUGGUCUCGGAAACCUGAAUUUCAUUUGGCCCGUCGAAUUCAUCGGCAUGAAAUGGCGGGUUCUAGGGGGUGCCAUCAACUUUUGGCAAGUUGCCGUAAUGAGCCUCGCUUUGGUGGCCUACUUCAUCCGGGACUGGAAGACACUGCUGAUGGUGACGUCACUGGUGCCUACCGUAGCUCUGUGGUUUUCCUACAGGUUUCUGACGGAGAGUCCCCGAUGGCUUGCCACUCAUAACAAGCUGGAGGAAGCAAAGAAAGUUCUGGCAACUUUGUCCACCUCGGAGGAAGACCACCCGAUGCCUGACCUUAUGCUGGGUGACUCAGAGCCAGCUGCAGAUGAGGAAAAAUCGUCACUCAGGAAAUAUAGUUACUGGGACUUGUUUAGGACGCCGCUUCUCACCAGGUGCACUUUAGUCUUGAUGUAUAAUUGGUUUAUAUACAGCGCCACCUAUUAUGGCCUUUCUCUUAACGUUAAAAACAUGCCAGGAGAUAUAUAUGUGAACACCACACUACUUGUCAUGUUGGAAUGGCCAGUGAAUGUGGCGAUAGUGUUUCUUAACAACAAGAUUGGUCGUCGUUUCACGCAUUUUGGGUUCAUGCUUGCUGGAGGGAUUUUCACGUUUUCCGUCAUGUUCGUGAAUGUUGCAGGUAAAACCGAAGAGCUGAGCGGUCUGGUAACGGCGUUGGCGUUGGUUGGUAAGGCAGGUGUGGCCGGGGCUUGGGCCGUGGGCUGGCUAUUUACUGCUGAACUCUUCCCAACAGUUGUCAGGACAAUCGGGUGUGGGGCGGCAGCAUUUUCUGGUCGUCUUGGAGGAGUGGUUGCUCCACAAGUGUCAUAUCUAAGCAAAGUCUCUCCGGCCCUACCAUUUAUAGUAUUGGGAAGUUGUAGUCUGGUAGGGGCUUUUCUUGGACUCCUUCUUCCGGAAACCAAAAACCGCGCUCUAGCGGACGAACUGCCGCCGUGGAACACGUGCUGUAGGCGGGACCUUGACAUUGAUGACGAUUUUGACGUCACAGACGAGAGCGUGAAGCAAGUGGAUACGAAAAGCAACGAAGUUCUUAUGGUAUCACAGAAUGGAAAAGUUUGAGUUGCCUCUGCUUGACAAAUUUAAACCAUUUCCUCUGCAUCCCAAGAAAGAAGAGAAACUCAGACAUCACUGCUAAAGGAAAUGAAGAGAUUUGAAGUCAAUACCAUUUCCAUACAUGCCUACGCGUGUUCAUCAAGCCAUAAAUGCCCAUGGGAAAUGACCUAUUACUACUGAAGCAUGUAGCAGAUUCAGAGGUUUGAUGUUCUCUUUUCAGAGCUUUAAUUUAUUACAUGCACAUGAAUGUCUCGGCAGGUUUUAAUGGCCUCAAAGUUGUCUCCUGUACAAACAGUUGAUCUUAUUUCUUUUUUUUUCUUUUUGUACGCAUGUAACAGCAGAGAGCAACCAACCUAAAAAAA
This is a messenger RNA of Lingula anatina, 2233 nucleotides long. Its product is annotated as solute carrier family 22 member 15-like. Gene Ontology annotation, cellular component: membrane. The record is from RefSeq and is a predicted model, not a curated record. Gene Ontology annotation, biological process: transmembrane transport. Gene Ontology annotation, molecular function: transmembrane transporter activity. Lineage: Eukaryota; Metazoa; Brachiopoda; Lingulata; Lingulida; Lingulidae.